GAUUAAUUGAUAAAGCUAUGACAGAAGCUGCACCACCCCCUCCCCCAACCUCUGCAAGCAAUGGAAUAUCUGCCGGGCCUCCCAAAGCCGCACAGAAACCAAACUACACUCUCAAAUACACCCUAACUGGACACACUAAAGCAGUUUCCUCUGUCAAGUUCUCUGUUGAUGGUAACUGGAUAGCUAGUUCCUCUGCUGAUAAAACAGUGAAGAUAUGGAGCGCGGAGGAUGCGAAGAUAGAGCGGACCAUCACCGGGCAUAAGAUGGGUAUAUCAGACGUAGCAUGGUCACACGACAGCAAACUGUUGGUCAGUGCCUCAGAUGAUAAGACUCUAAAAAUAUGGGACUUCUCAACUGGAAAGUGUUUGAAGACACUGAAAGGUCAUGGUAAUUACGUGUUCUGCUGCAACUUUAACCCUCAGUCAAAUCUCAUCGUAUCAGGAAGUUUUGACGAGAGUGUCCGUAUAUGGGAUGUUAGGAACGGCAAAUGUCUGAAAACUCUCCCCGCCCACUCGGACCCUGUAUCUGCUGUCAACUUUAACAGAGACGGAAGUCUCAUCGUAUCCAGCAGUUACGAUGGUCUUUGUCGUAUCUGGGACACAGCCAGUGGACAGUGUUUAAAAACUCUGAUAGACGAUGAUAACCCACCAGUCUCCUUCGUUAAAUUCUCACCUAACGGUAAAUACAUACUGGCAGCAACACUGGACAACACGCUGAAACUCUGGGACUACAGCAAGGGGAAGUGUCUGAAGACCUAUACGGGACACAAGAACUCGAAAUACUGUAUAUUCGCUAACUUCAGUGUCACUGGAGGUAAGUGGAUAGUGUGUGGAAGUGAGGAUAACAUGGUUUAUAUCUGGAACUUGCAGACCAAGGAGAUCGUACAGAAACUGGAGGGUCACACUGAUGUUGUUCUCUGUACAGGAUGCCAUCCAACGAAGAACAUCAUUGCAAGUGGAAGUCUUGAAAAUGACAAAACAAUAAAAAUCUGGAUAUCCGAUUAUUGAAGUGGAUGACAGUCCACAUUACCCCGCAACUUCAACAUUCCUUCCGCCGUCCAUCAACUCCGGAUGACCACGCUAUGACAUACCGAUCUAUUUGUUCGCCAACUUUUAAUAUUGACAUGUCAAAGUAACCCAGGUCAUCAGGCAAAUUUUAACUUUUACAGAGAUGCGACUGUUUUAGCUGCGUAUAAUGAUGUUGUACACCGUGUCUAUUAUUAUACAUGAACAGUGCUUUUUAUCAUAAUAAUAUCUUAUUAUUAACGUCUUCAAUGCCUUGUUAAUUGAUUUUUAAUUAGCACCGUGUUAUUUAUUUUGAAUAAUAUUUAUAACGAGUUU
Bolinopsis microptera is the source of this 1340-nucleotide messenger RNA. Its product is annotated as WD repeat-containing protein 5-like. Lineage: Eukaryota; Metazoa; Ctenophora; Tentaculata; Lobata; Bolinopsidae. The transcript is spliced from 9 exons. The coding region runs from base 18 to 1007 and encodes 329 amino acids. Gene Ontology annotation, molecular function: protein binding. The record is from RefSeq and is a predicted model, not a curated record.